AUGGCGAUGGCCUGCUUCUCACAGUGGCCCAGGCAGAUGGGCCUAAUCAUCGCCACACCGACAGGUUCCACUGCUUAUCUGCUUUCAGCAGGUGGACUGCUUGUCCACCCUGCGGUUAGUGCCAUUAGCGUCACGCCCGUUUGUCCACACACCCUUCUGUUCCGUCCAAUUUUAUUGCCAGAUACCAUGGUGCUCAAAGUGCAAGUUUCUGUGGCCAGUAGAGCUCUGGCUUGGGCCUCCUUCGAUGGACGUGUCCGCACAGAGCUACACAAGGGCUGGUAUGUGACGGUGCAAGCAAGCCCCUUCCCAUUUCCAACAGUACGCUCAUCGAAGACGGAGUACUUUGAUCUGGUCAGCAGCAAUUUGAAAUGGAAUGUGCGUGAGCAACAGAAACCAUUCUCGCAGUACUUGACAGGUUCCAAUCGCUCCGAGUUCGAACAGAAACAUCCAGGUGAUCCCCAGGUGUCUGAUAGUAGCUUUGACCUUGACUACAGUGAUGAUAGCGCGCUGGUUCAGCUGGAAGAUGAGCUGACAGCGCCACUUGAUACUCGUACCUGUUAUGCUCAUCCACAUGCAACUGUGCUGAUCAAUGAUGAUGCACGAAGUGCAGCUGGCCUCUGA
Messenger RNA from Clavispora lusitaniae ATCC 42720, 621 nucleotides. Lineage: Eukaryota; Fungi; Ascomycota; Pichiomycetes; Serinales; Metschnikowiaceae. The record is from RefSeq and is a predicted model, not a curated record.